AUGUAUAUUCUCUGGAUAGAAUGUUCACACAAUCAGCUUACUAAUAAGGAAUCAGGCACGAUUCAGACUUUGACGGAUCAGAAGAUUCUUUCUGUGCAACUGCAGAUCAUAAAGAUGCUCGACGGCCCCAAGUUUCAUUGCAAAUACUGCAAGAAACAGAUACAAUGCAUGCUAAGCCAACAUUGCGAAUUAGACCUGCAUAUUCUUGAUAUGAUCACCCUGUGGUUGACCACUGGGCAGCCUGGAGACGACACCGCCAUUGCAUUCGACAAGAAUGCCACUAUAACUCUCGUGCUAGCAAAAAAACUGCUGCCCCACCCACGAGGACAACGACAUGUCUCUGAACAAGGGGGAAAUUUCCUCAUGGAUGGGCUGAUAGGAGAAAAAUUUCUAUUCAAAGCACGGCCUCUCAGUGAGGGGGACCGCAACAUCAUCGUGGAAAUUAAGCAUGGAAGCAUGAUCCAACUGGACUCCGAGGUAGCCCCUUUAUUAUCACAGAAGUUUGUGACUCUUGCCGAAAAGUCCAGCCGAUUACUACAUACAACCGUUCUCCUACCUAGACACUUUCCUGGCAGGGAACAGCAGUUUGAGGUGGAUAAAUUGCGAAGACAAAUUCAUUACCGAUGGGUUGACAAUUCAUUCUCCAAUUCCGGAGAGGGUGUCCAUGACAUCUCAGAAGCUUAUGCGCGGCAGUCAAUACAAGAUUUACACAGGAUAACAUUCCUGACGUCCUCGUACCUGCAGAUUCGGAAGGGGUACCUCAGACAGGCAGGUUGGAGAGAUAGUGCCACCACAGCCACGCACACAGUCCACGGUGACCAUCUGACUCUCGGGGGCACUGGCGAUGGCCCAAAGGUGAAGUACGACGAGGUGAAGGAUGCUAAUCAUGACUUUGCGAUGAGGCAGUGGCAUGAGUCAGAGAGAACGGAAACUCUUAAGGUCCUCGAUGCAGAGAUCAUUGUUCAGGUGCUGUGGUCGUGA
Messenger RNA from Laetiporus sulphureus 93-53, 981 nucleotides. RefSeq lists its product as uncharacterized. The record is from RefSeq and is a predicted model, not a curated record. NCBI's taxonomy places the organism in Eukaryota, Fungi, Basidiomycota, Agaricomycetes, Polyporales, Laetiporaceae. The transcript has 5 exons. Bases 1 to 981 code for a protein of 326 amino acids.